AAAAACCCUAAUUUAAGAAAUUUCGUUCAUUCCCUCUCAGCCUCUCCUGAAAAUUUUCAUCUCCCCGCCUCCUCCAUCCUUCGAUUCUCCGCCAAAACCUUUCCCCCCACCUCUUUUAGAAAGUUUCAAAUGGACUCAUCGUUAUUCUCUAGUAUUUUCUUCUCAUUUCACUUUCACUUUCAUUUUUCUCACUUUCUCUCCUCAUUCACCCCCUUUCACAGUCGGCCAAGAUCUCAUCCUCUCUUUAUUGUGAACUCUCUCCAUCUUCCAUCUCUAACACCAAUCUAUUUUAGAUUCAGCCACAUCUCUACCGUGCAUCAUCAAAAAUCUAAAAUCAAAGCCCAGAUCUCCUCUUUUUUUCUCUCUCCAUAUGGGUUUCGACUCCUCUUGCUGUUAGAAUCUGGUAAGUUGGUAUGGCCUUUCUCUCUCUCUUUUUUUUUUUCCUUUUCGACUCUUCCUAUGGAUUUUGAUUCUGUCUCUGGUCUUCUAUUUCUGCAAGUUACACAGCAUCAAACCAUCUGCUCUCUUCAUCAUCACUGUAAUCCUUCUUUCGUCUGCAAGGUAUCACUGCAGGGCCCAGAUCUGCAGAUCGGUGAGGGUGGUGGUGACGAUAAUGCUAUCACCAUUCCCCUCAUCUCCGAUUUCUCCUUUCAUAUUUUAUUUUUCAAGGAAGCGGUUCAAGAGGGCCGUCGACGUGAUUUUUGGAGAUGGAGUCCGGCAUCCGACUGCAACCAACUCGUCCGGCAUCCGCUGCAUGCAACCAACUCGUCCGGCAUCCGCUGCAACCAACUCGUCCAGCAUCCAGCUGCAACCAACUCGUCCGGCAUCCGGCUGCAACCAUUGAGCUGCUGAACACUCCCAACAUUUUCUGUCAAAAGUCUUAAUAAAUGACUUAAGAAGGAGAAAAGAAAAGAAUAGAGAAGAGUUUGCAAAGAAAGCACCGAGUUUUAAAGAUAUGUUGGGAAAUUAAGGAUAUAAAUAUAAAUAUAAAUAAUAAAAUAUUCUCUAUCU
Molecule: messenger RNA, 1011 nt
Organism: Rubroshorea leprosula
Lineage: Eukaryota; Viridiplantae; Streptophyta; Magnoliopsida; Malvales; Dipterocarpaceae
Source: the annotation of a GenBank genome assembly